This is a messenger RNA of Medicago truncatula (barrel medic), 1628 nucleotides long. RefSeq names its product isoflavone 2'-hydroxylase. Lineage: Eukaryota; Viridiplantae; Streptophyta; Magnoliopsida; Fabales; Fabaceae. The coding region runs from base 51 to 1526 and encodes 491 amino acids. The record is from RefSeq and is a predicted model, not a curated record. The transcript has 2 exons. Gene Ontology annotation, molecular function: monooxygenase activity; oxidoreductase activity, acting on paired donors, with incorporation or reduction of molecular oxygen; heme binding.
UAUAAAAGCUUAUGCAUCUCCAAACUCAUCUAAAUACACGAUAAUACAUCAUGUCUCCUUUGUUAUAUUAUUCCCUCCUUUCCCUUAGUUUCAUUUUUACCUUGAAACUUUUACUACAAAGAAGAAAGUUUAAAAACCUUCCACCAAGUCCAUCAAUAACUCUUCCCUUAAUAGGACACCUCCACUACAUCAACCUCCCACUCCACCGUUCCCUUCACAACCUUUCACAAAAAUACGGCAACAUCUUCUCUUUAUGGUUCGGGUCACGUCGUGUUGUUGUUAUCUCCUCCCAAGCCCUACUUCAACAAUGCUUAGCCAAACACGACGUUGUUUUAUCAAACCGACCUCAUUUCCUCACCGGAAAAUAUCUUUUCUACAAUUACACUAGCUUAGACUCCGCCCCUUACGGAGACCAUUGGCGUAACCUUCGUAAAAUCAUCACCCUCGACAUCCUCUCAACGCAACGUCUCAACUCCUUCAGAGAAACACGAAGGAAAGGGACGUUGAAGCUUAUAACAAAUCUAGUCCGCGACUCGUGUGAUGGGUUUACACGAGUUGAGCUAAGGACGAGGCUAACCGAUAUGAUGUUUGAUAAUAUGACGGCAAUGGUUGUUGGUGAUGCCGCGGAAUUUAAAAAGUUUAAAGAGAUGGUAUCGGAGAUGAUGCCGUUGUUCGGGGCGAAUAAUAAGGGAGAUUUUGUUCCUUUACUUAGGUUGUUUGAUUUUGAUGGUAUGGUUAAGAAGAUGAAGGAUAUUGGGAAGAGAGGUGAUUUGUUUUUGCAAGGAAUUGUUGAAGAGAUUAAAAGUGGGAAGCACAAUGAAAAUACAAUGAUACAACAUCUAUUGACUUUGCAGAAAUCUCAACCUGAGUAUUACUCUGAUGAGAUUAUCAAAGGGCUUAUUCAGGGAACAUUCCUUGGUGGAACAGACACAAUAGUUACGACUCUAGAGUGGGCAAUGUCUGCUUUAUUAAAUAACCCAGAGAUAUUAAAAAAAGCAAAGGAUGAAUUAUACACCAAAAUAGGCAAUGAUCGUUUGGUAGAUGAGUCAGACAUUUCAAAUCUUCCAUACAUUCAAAACAUUAUCUACGAGACACUAAGAUUAUACUCUCCUGCUCCAUUACUAUUACCUCGUUUUUCUUCGGAUGAAUGUAAUAUCGAAGGUUAUACUAUUCCACGUGACACUAUAGUUUUGAUUAAUGCAUGGGCCAUUCAAAGAGACGAUGAAACUUGGAAUAAUGCUGCAUGUUUUAAUCCAGAGAGAUUUGAAAAAGAAGGUGAGGUAAAUAAGUUAAUUGCAUUUGGUUUUGGAAGAAGGGCUUGUCCUGGAAUAGGUUUGGCAUAUCGUACAAUGUGGUUGAGUUUGGCAUUGUUGAUUCAGUGUUUUGAAUGGAAACGAUUAAAUGAUGAAGAAAUAGAUAUGGCAGAAAAUAGUACAGGGGUUGUCAUGGAAAAGCUUAUUCCAUUAGAAGCAAUGUGUAAAGCACGACCAAUCGUCAAGAAAGUUGUCCAAGAAUUGAUUAUCUAGUGAGCACAUCUGUGCAAUAAAAUCUACAUUGACACUGUAUAAAUGUUUUUGUAAAAGUUUUAAAUAAGUGAUUUUUACAUAAAUUUAUGUUUUUUUUUUUUU